AUGAUGCGCACGCGCACAAGCUCGUCGCUCACAUUCUGUCUUGCAACGUCUGGCACAACCUUGCGCGGGGGGUACGCGGACGGGGUGGGGGGUGGGGGGUGGGGUGCGUGGUCACGACAAGUACAGGUGCUAUACGCCGCAGCGACACUUGCCCAUGAGUUCCUGGCCGACAAGGAGCGCGUCGCGCCGCGGGCGCUGGUAGACACGGCGGUGUACCUGCACGACAUCGUACUGUCGCUGCAGGGGCUGCAAGGGGAGGCUCUCCGGAGGGUCAUCGCCAAGGUGUGCGAGAUGUGGUGGACGCAGGACCGGCCCGGGGCGGAACACCUGGUGGUGCACCUGAUACCGGUGAUGCUCGUCCGAUCUCUUAGCCCGGACGCCAAGGAGGCGGACGUGAAGAGGAUGCACGCGGUGAAGGGAGCGCUGCUGCUCCUCGACUUCGAAGACGAGAGCAGCGACAGCCUCAGGGCGCUGCUACUCAGGACGUUCAUGUCCCCGGUGUACCUCAAGUCUUCCGAGGGUAAACGCCUCCUUGCAUCGUUCUUCGGCCUACACCCGUCCCUCGUGUCCGAGAUCCACGCCGUCAUGAAGGCGCAGAUGCCCGGGGCCAAGAAGGCCGUGCUCGCCGCCUACGGGGAGGUGUACUUUCGAGUGUGGAGAGGGGCGGAGGGACAGUACCUGGAGAAGGUGGAGAUGCUCUGCCUGCAGGACCUGAUGCAUGCAUGCAUUCACGCCUCUACGCCUAAGAUGCACCAGAACAUCCUCGUCGUUCUGGAAGGGCUGCAUUCUCAGAAGAAGGCGAAAGGGGUGGACGCUGAUCUCCUCCGACUGUAUGGUCCGGUCAUGUGGAGGUCUCUCCGCGUCGCCAACCCCUCCGUUCGCGCACAGGGCUACCUCCUUUCCGGUGUGGGCGCGGCUGCCUACGACGCCACCCUGCAGCAGCAGUUCGUCGCUCUCACCGAUCUGCUUGAAGACGCGCACCCCCAAGUCAGGGCUGUCGCCGGCAAGGGAGCGUGCCGUGUCCUGAGCGUGUUCUGGGAGAUGGUGCCGCUAGACACGACCAGGGCGCUGCUUACGAGGGUGGUGGGGCGGCUGGCAAGCGACGGGUCCUCUCCGGCCGUGAGGCUCGCUGCCGUGGAAGGGCUGUCCGUGCUGCUGGAGUGCCCCGCCAGCCACGCCGUGCUCAAGUCCAUGCUGCCUGUGAGCGUUUCGGAGGAGGGGGGUGUCCAGAAUCUCAUCCACGACACCAACAAGAAGGUGCGCACGGCGUUCGUGAAGCUGCUGCUGGUGGUGAAGGGGGUCAAGUCCAUCAAGUACUACCAGGUGGCAACGGUGGACCACAUCCUGGCACGUCUCUCGGAAGAUCACGCCAAGUGUCCCGCUUCCGCUUCGGGACUGUCAAAGCUCAUCCUCAACUCCUACUUCCCGACCGGGUCUGGAGUGACGGGUUCAUUCCAAGUAUCGCGGUGCUUGACACUGCUGUCGCAAGACGAGGGCGCGGCCGUGGCGUUCUUCUCCCGCCUCCACCAGAACGCCGGGGUGCCCUCGUCCGCCAAGAUGAUCGCGAUGCUCGUGCGCUGCAUCCUCGUGGCCGCUCGCGCUCCCGCUGUUGCUGACAACGACGACGAAGAGGAGGAGAAGGAGAAGAAGAAGGUCGACCGUAGGGGCAAGAGGAAGGGGGUGGAGGAGGGAGGGGGUCAUUGCGGCGCGAAAGGAGGCAACAAGGCGAGGUUGACUCUGAAGGCGUCCGACUCCAAGACCAUGUCGGGCAUCCUGAACCUAAUCGCGAGCAUCUGGGAGAGCAUCCUGCCCGCCCUUGAGAAGACCAUCAAUGAGCCUUCGCUCGACCUCAUCCAGCAGACGGUGACAGGCGAGGCGUUGUCGAUCCUGUAUAGGCGUUUUUGUGGUCAGGACGAGUGCCGGGCGGCGUUCAUGCGACUGGCGGGGCUUGCGGGUGGCGAUCUAGCCCCCGGCAUGCUGGAGGACGUCGUGGUUGAGAUGCUUGCCCUGCCCGCGGAUGCGCCGCCCUCUGCGUACGGGCCCACCGUCGACCUGCUAUGCUCGUGGGGGCAGCACGAGCACCUCGUGGGAGCGGUCGUGGAGAGCCUGAGGAAGUUUUUUUCCGCACCGAGGAUCACGACGACGACGGCCGUCGACGAGGCUGGAAGCGGCGAGAUGGAUGACGGGGAUCACGACGAAGGAGGAAGGGGAGGAGGAGGGAUGUGCAUCCCCGCUCCCCUGGCCUUGAACAUGCUCGGCCACCUGCUGGCGGGAGGCGAGGGUCACCCGUCGACGGGGGCGGCCCGUGAUGCUAUCAUGGCGAGCGAUGAAGCGGUCGGCAGUUUGGAGGCGGUGCUGGUCUUGGCACGCUCAGCCACAACCACUCGCCUUUCGUCCUCAUCGGCGUCCACCUCCUCCGCUCUCAUGACCACCACCACCACUGCUACCGUCAAACGUGAGGACGAGGAGAAAGUGUCCCUCCGCCGCCGUUGCCCCGACGCCCUCCUCGUCCGCGCCUUGGAGGCCCUGGGGCGGGUCUACAUGCACAGGGAGGCGGCGGUCGUCGGGGACAGCAGCAGCGGCAACCUCCCCGCUGCUGUUGCUGACGAGGGCUCCGCGGCGGCGGGAGAUGACAUGUCGAUGCUGCUGCAGCCCAUGCCGUUCUCGGUGAAGAUGCGCGAGCUCAUGGUGUGGGCGACGAACACGGUGCUCCCGGUCCUUGUCGGCGGUGGCGGUGGCGGUGGUCCUGCUGUGGACAUGGUCGAGGAGGGAGGCACCCCGGGUGCUGCGGCCGUUCGUGCUCUGGCGGGGGGAGUUUUCGGGGUAGUGGUCCUCCUGGCAUCGGAGUGGGUGGAGGUAGGCUCUGGGCUGGCGGAGAUCAGCAUGAGGGCUGACACCUGGGGCAACCGGCUCUUGGCCUCCCUCCUUCAGGGGGUCAGAGCGAUCGGGUGCGCAAUCGAUCGCGGUAGCGACAGCGUGACAUCAGGCUGCUGUCCGGUAGGCCCAGUCGAACGAAAGUAUGAGCAACUUCCUCCCCCGCCCCCCGAUCACAUACACGACCCGAUGAUGCACGUUGUCGCGUCCCAGGAGGGCGACGGUCACGAGGGGCAAGGGCACCCCAGCGGCGUGAACGCUGUUCUGCCCCAGCUGUGUCGGCUAGGCCUGCACCUGUCGGCGCGCGAGGCCCAGGGCGCGCGGCCUCCUGCGUCUAUUUGGGAUGAAACGUGUCUUGACGCCGAAUUGUGCCUGCCGUGCCCUGCCCAUCCGGAACAUCUGAAGGUGCUCAUGAGGUGCGCCGAUCGCCGGGUUUCCAUGAGCGAGGAGGCUCUUUUCGUCGGGGAGGAGGAAAGGGGCAAGGCGACGUGUGUCCAGAGCUUCCUGGCAGCGUCGGUGGCCCUGGAGGGGAGGAAGGACGGCAUGUCUUCGCUCGUGGAGCGACUGAUGGCCUUCAUGUUCACCCAGGCUUUCAUUUCGGACGAAGAGGAAGAGCAAGACUUGAGAGAACGCGACAAAGGACCAAGCAUCGACGGCCUCACGCGGCUCGAAAUACGCGCCGUGCAAGACCUCGAUUCUGACGAGCCUCCCGGGUGUCUGCUGCUGCAGCUCUCGAGGCCCGCGGCGGCGGUGUUGGAGAGCGUGCUCCGCUCCUCGCCGGCUUCCAAGGCGGCGGGAUCGUUGGUUCUGUCUCACCUGGCCGCCUUCGGGGAUGCCUCCGGUAGGGAAACGGUUGCGUCUCAGGUGGCGUCGUGGGAGGACGCGUCAUGGCCGCUCUUCUGCGCCCACGUCCUCGUCGCCCUCAUCGAGAACGCCCCGGCCAAGACCCGCCUGCAGCUGGCCGCGGAAGCUCACGCGGGGCUCAGGGCGGCAGCCGCCUCGACGUCGACCUUGUCGUCGUCCUUCUCCUUCUCCGAGGGCGACAAGAGCGGUGCGGCAGUGUCGCCAGCACGUGCUGACGCUCCGGAAGAGGAGGAAGGGGUUUCCACGAGGAAGGCUGCGGCGUUUGCGGUGGGGGCGAUCUACGGGCGGCUGGAGGCUGCCCGGCGGGCGGCGGUGACGGGGGUUGGAGGAGAGGCGCAGGGGGUGGCGGUGGAGGGCGCUGCAGCGGCGGUGGCUGUUUCGGCUUGACGGGGAGAGGGAAUGGGUUUAUGUCUCGUUCACGCAUGCAUCCCUCUCGACACACGGAUGGCAGCGCGAGGCGGCGGGUGGUGGAGAAAUAUAUGGUGACAUGUCUUUUAGCCUUCAAGAGGAGUAUAUUUUGAAAUUUCUUCUUGCAGGGCUUGGAGAUGACAAAAGAGCAGGACAGUAAGAGGUGAGAUGGGAAGUGCACGGGGAGAGGAAAUAGCGGAGGUUUUUGCGACCGUGCUGAUGAGGAGAGCAAGGGUACCAACGUAGGUUCAUCGGGCCGGAGACACGGUUCAGUGGAAAAGGACGGAGUGUGUGUAUGGUUGGUACUCUCGUGUGUCCAUCCGAACUCUGUUCUUUGCGUAGGUUAAAGUUACGGAUAUGUUCCAAGUUAGUGUGGUUAGGGGACAUUCGAAAAUACUGUGUUCAGGUGCGUACAGAAGGUUGCGUGCCAAUGUUGCUUUGUGCACAACCCGAACGGUAGUCGUAGCGUUUAUCUUUUGGACUAUUAUCUGUACAUUGACAUCAAGUACUAGGAUACUCGCGACGGCAGACCGGCAACCAUUGCGAAUUCGAGCCAUUCGAUGUUCUUCUUCGUUGUAAGUUUUUUUCGGCCAGGAUGGCGGUUAUAAUCUAGGGAUAGUGGCCAGCAAGGGCUACAGUAACUUGGUUGGUGUUGGGUAGGAGGAGAGGGAAGAGAGUCAUGGCCUGGUCACCUUGCUGUUGUUUAUUCUCUGCUGCUUGUUAUCUUCAUCGAUUCCAUUCAUACAGGACGCACGUUGUAGAUAAAAGUACGUAAAAGCAGUGGUGUUGUUCGGUUCUUCCCUGGACACCGUUGAGAGCUACUUGCUCUGCGCGAAAGACCCUA
Messenger RNA from Ectocarpus sp. CCAP 1310/34, 4990 nucleotides. The record is from the annotation of a GenBank genome assembly. NCBI's taxonomy places the organism in Eukaryota, Phaeophyceae, Ectocarpales, Ectocarpaceae.